Molecule: messenger RNA, 509 nt
Organism: Sphaeroforma arctica JP610
Lineage: Eukaryota; Ichthyosporea; Ichthyophonida
Exons: 1
Source: RefSeq, a predicted model, not a curated record
AGACCACUCCCUAUGCGUUUCGCUUCGAAGACGACCUCCACGAGGUCGAGGACCCCAACCACAGCACCGGCCAUAUCCUGAUGAAGCCACCCCCCCCUCUCGCAACUAAAGUAGUUCCGCGCAGCAGCUCAGCAUUGGCAGAAACACCGGUACUGUCCCACAAACCCGCAGCCAAGUCCAGUACUCAGGCUCCGACAUGCACCCUGACAGCACCCCCAUCUCUGCUCACUGACAAGCCUCGCGGUCCGGUCUCGGCGCGGUCCAACGCACCGAGGUCAAUGACGCAGCCAAAUCCCUCCACAGAAUUGCUUGCAGCGACUUCGUCCAAUCUCACAUUACCUGUCUCCCGCGCGAAUUCGAUCAAGAACCGCGUGCGCAGUUUGUCCAGUCACAGACGCGACGAACUCGAGCCACAGCGAUACGGUGAUCUGCGGCCUUCCGCUACGAUGGUGGGGAUACGGAAGGUAAGCGCGAUGUUCGAAAAGGAUGGAAGUCCUUUCGACGUGUAA